Molecule: messenger RNA, 1809 nt
Organism: Rhinocladiella mackenziei CBS 650.93
Lineage: Eukaryota; Fungi; Ascomycota; Eurotiomycetes; Chaetothyriales; Herpotrichiellaceae
Exons: 1
Coding region: 1-1809 (602 amino acids)
Biological process (GO): maturation of SSU-rRNA from tricistronic rRNA transcript (SSU-rRNA, 5.8S rRNA, LSU-rRNA)
Cellular component (GO): nucleolus; small-subunit processome
Source: RefSeq, a predicted model, not a curated record
AUGACGAGGAAAAGAAAGGCUGGCAGAGUGAAUUCUCUGCCUGUCACUUCCCACAAUGAGCACAUUUACGACCCUAACGAUAAUUUUGACGAUUCCCAAGAUGAAUUUUUUGCGGGGCGAGACAAGAUCCUAGUGGACGAACAACCGGCUGCGAAAAGAAGGCGGAAAUUAGAAGAGCAGGAACAAAGUUUACAACCCUCAGAUGAAGAAGUCUUUCAAGAUCUCGAAGACGAGGACGAAUCAGAAGAUGAAGCUGUUGUAGACAAUCAAGGUGAUGAAGACGAAGACGACCAAAACUGGGGGACUUCAAGAGCAGAUUAUUACAAUGCAGACGUCAUCGAGACAGAGGCGGAUGCGCUCGAGGAAGAGGCAGAGGCCAGACGAUUACAACAGAAACAAUUGAGGGCAAUGACAGAGGCUGACUUUGGUUUCGACGAGAGCGCAUGGAUCGAAGAAAGCCGACAGACACAACAGAAACGCCCGGCUGUUGAGAAACUUCCUGAAUUGCAAAUACCGGAAUCAGCCACAGCGGAGGAGCGAUUGCAGAUGCUCAAGACCCGAUAUCCCGAAUUCGAGCCAUUGACAAAAGACUUCCUUCGGUUACAGAACACUUAUCCGGAAUUGAAAAAGAUGGCUGAAACUGCCGUAUCAGGCCAGGAAAGCGGGCAGAAAUUGGAAUUGGUUCCUUUAACCAAGUUUCGUGCGUUGUCUGCAUAUCUGGGCUCCAUUGCAAUGUAUCUGGCACUUCUCACAUCUUCCAAGUCAGGCAUGGCUCUAGCACCUGGAGAGUUGCGUGAACAUCCUGUCAUGGACAAUCUUGUUCGAUGUCGACAAUUGUGGCAGGACGCUGAAACACUUCGACCAGUCGAAGGUCAAGUCAUCCCAAAGGACAAACCGGUUUCCCAGGAGCAAUACCGAGACGAAGUGGCGCGGAAGACUACCCAGCCUCCUCCCGGAAAGAAGACCAAGGCAAAGGCCACGUCAAAGCGAAAAUCACCAUCACCAUUACCGCCACCCGUGGAAGUCGUCUCCGCAGAAAACAAACCCAGGAAAUCCAGAAAAUUCAAGGCCAAACGAAAUGAGCUACAGGAGCUUCUCACCACAUCCAUGCAAAACACUGUGGGAGAAGAGUCGGAUUUCGGAGACGAAGCCCCUCUCACACAGGAAGAAGCCGCAGAAAAGGCACGAAGAAAGAAGAGCUUACACUUCUACACUUCACAAAUCACCCAGAAAUCCAACAAACGAGGAGCCGCAUCCCGCCAAGCAGGUGGCGACGACGACAUCCCAUACAAAGAACGUCUCCGCGACAAACAAGACCGCUUAAUCCGCGAGGCCGAGCAGCGAGGCAAAUCCGACGCUCGUGGCGCAGAAGUCUUAGAUGAUGCAAACGACGACAACAAUGACGAAGACGAUGAUGACAUGGUUGCCAGCCACCAACUCAACUCGGAGGCGAACGAAUAUUACAAUGCUCUCGUCGCGCAGAAUAAGCAGAAGAAAGCAGACAAACAGGCUCGAGCAGAGGCAUAUGUCCAGGCCGCGAAGGAGGGUGCGCGUAUGUAUGCCGAAGAGCAGAUUGGCGAAGAUGGCAAGAGGAAAAUCAGCUAUGCAAUCGAGAAGAAUAAAGGACUUGCUCCCAAACGAAAGAGGGAUGUGAGGAACCCAAGGGUGAAGAAGAGGAAGAAAUUCGAUGAGAAAAUGAAGAAGUUAGGAUCGAUCAGGCAGGUGUAUAAAGGGGGAGAAGGCCGAGGUGGUUAUGGAGGGGAGAAGACGGGGAUUAAGGUCAAUUUGGUUAAGAGUAUUAAAUUGUGA